This is a messenger RNA of Sclerotinia borealis F-4128, 1206 nucleotides long. The record is from the annotation of a GenBank genome assembly. NCBI's taxonomy places the organism in Eukaryota, Fungi, Ascomycota, Leotiomycetes, Helotiales, Sclerotiniaceae.
AUGCCAAACAUUGUAGUCGUGGGUGCAGGAGUAUCUGGUUUGACCACCGCUUUACUCUUAUCCCAAAAUCCUACCUACAAGGUCACUAUUAUUGCGAAACAUAUGCCCGGUGACUAUGAUAUUGAAUAUACAUCUCCAUGGGCCGGUGCAAAUUAUCUUCCGGUAUCAAAUGCAUCGGACAGUAGAUGGGAGAAGAGAACGUGGUAUGAACUUGCAAGAUUAGCGAAGGAUGUCCCAGAAGCCGGGAUUCAUUUUCAAAACACUGUGAUUCUGAAUCGUAAUAAGGAUGCUCAGCGAACUACAGGUAAAUGGUUUAACGAGUUACUCUCCACUGACCCUUGGUUCAAAGACGUUGUACCCGAUUUCCGCGUUCUACCAAAGAAUGAGAUACCUUCCGGUGCGGACAGCGCCACCGCGUUCACAUCAGUUUGCAUCAACACCCCCAUCUACCUCUCCUACCUCGUUAGUCAAUGUCUAAAAAACGGCGUUGUACUUCAACGUAGUGCCAUCAGCCAUAUCUCCGAAGCCGCUGAUUUACACCACUCGGGCAACAAAUCCGACGUGAUUGUCAACUGUACUGGUCUCCUGGCCUCAAAACUUGGCGGUGUCAUGGACACAGAUGUUAUUCCUUGCCGAGGUCAAAUCGUACUCGUACGCAAUGAUCCGGGCGUUAUGUUGACCAUCUCCGGUACAGAUGAUGGAGACGACGAAGUAUGUUAUAUUAUGCAGCGCGCAGCAGGCGGCGGAACGAUUCUAGGGGGUACAUAUCAAAAAGGAAAUUGGGAAUCCCAACCAUGUCCAAACCAAGCUAUGCGAAUCAUGAAGCGAGCUGUUGACUUAUGCCCAGCUUUGACGAAUGGAAAAGGUAUCGAAGCUCUGAGUGUUAUUCGUCAUGGAGUGGGAUUGCGACCGUUGAGGCUGGGCGGGGUGAGGAUUGAAAAGGAGAAGAUUGAUUCUACGUGGGUGGUGCAUAAUUAUGGACAUGGAGGCUGGGGAUAUCAGGGUUCAACUGUCGUCCAAGCUGCACAAUCAAGCCCAGAUCUGAAUUUGACAGUAGCCGAUAUGAGCUUCUCAGUAUCACUUCGCUCUACGGGUUCUGAAGCCAUGGCAAAGGUCAUACUUGAGAAUCCGGACUCCCACGGCAAAAAAUUGCUUUUCAGUCCAUUUACGGGUGCUGCGCAUGUAGAUUCUUCAGGGAGGCCUUAG